UGAUGGUAACCUCUUCCCCAAGGCAGGGCAGCGGAGUCGGCCAUAAAUAAAAGCGGUGGCAAUGAAUGGAAACAGCAAAAGAAUGGAAUACCCGGUAGAUCGAGAACCCUGCCCCGAUCGCAUCCUCGACGACGUAGGCGGUUCCUUCGCCAUGGGCGCCGUGGGCGGCUCCGCCUUCCACUUCCUGAGGGGCGUCGUCAACUCCCCGAGAGGCGAGCGCUUCGUCGGCGCCACCCAGGCCGUCCGCAUGAACGUCCCCCGCAUCGGCGGCAGCUUCGCCGUCUGGGGCGGCCUCUACUCCACCUUCAACUGCUCCUUGGCGUACCUCCGCAACAAGGAGGAUGCUUGGAACGCCAUCAUCGCCGCCGCCUCCACCGGCAGCCUCCUCCAGAUGCGCCGCGGCCUGCGCGCGGCCUCCCUCUCCGCCUUGCUGAGCGGGUCGCUGAUGGUUUUGAUUUAUGGGACCGAGAUCACGCUGAAUAAGAUCAGGAGCACGCAAGGGGUUAUCGUUGAGGAUCAUCCCCCUCAGGAGAAGAAGAGCGGCGAGAUUCUCGAGAGCUUCGACCCGCCCACCCCUCCCACUUUCGACUAAACCUCAUCAUACCUUUUUUUUUUUCCUUCAAAUUUAUUUUAUCUAAUUGUUUCUCCUACUGAAAUUUUAGUGAUAUGGAUUUUUUUGUUCUUCAAAUUUAUUGAUUUUAUCUAAUUGUUUCUCUACUGAAAUUUUAGUGUAAUGAAUUUUUUUAUUUCAUAAUGAUGGUAAUGAAGAUUACAUUAUAACA
Salvia miltiorrhiza (redroot sage) is the source of this 782-nucleotide messenger RNA. RefSeq names its product mitochondrial import inner membrane translocase subunit TIM17-2-like. The transcript has a single exon. Gene Ontology annotation, molecular function: transmembrane protein transporter activity. The coding region runs from base 62 to 592 and encodes 176 amino acids. Gene Ontology annotation, biological process: protein import into mitochondrial matrix. Lineage: Eukaryota; Viridiplantae; Streptophyta; Magnoliopsida; Lamiales; Lamiaceae. The record is from RefSeq and is a predicted model, not a curated record. Gene Ontology annotation, cellular component: mitochondrial inner membrane; TIM23 mitochondrial import inner membrane translocase complex.